UGUAUAAAAAAGUAUUUGCCGCGGCUGAGAGAGAGAAAAAGAGAUUUUAUAUAUAGAUAAAUAUCUAUAUGGAGACAAUUUAAAAAGAUAGCGACUCAUUUUGUUAUUGGUCCCGGGCGAGCGCUUAACUCAAAUUCCCGCUGCUGCUGCUGCUGCUGCUGGCCUGGCCCAAACCGUUGUUGGCCCGGCCCGUGUAAUUUGGCCGCAAAACGUUAACAAGCCGAGCAAACUACAAAACUGACAGCGAUCAUAACAAUAAAAAAGAUAGUCAUAAAAAAAAAAGAACGAAAGGAAUCGGGGAUAACAAGGCCAAGCACAAUGUCGGCCUGGUCCUUAGCCAAUUUCGGAUUACUCAACUGGCUGUUGUUGUUGCCGCUGCUGCCGCUGCUGCAAGGCUAUAGCGCUGCGUUGGCCCCAACACCAGCAACAACAACAUUAACAACAACAACAAUCUCGCCCUCAAAUCUGCUGCCCUAUUUCGACUUUGAUGUGCCGCGAAACUUGACCGUCACCGUGGGCCAAACGGGCUUCCUGCACUGCCGCGUGGAGCGACUGGGCGAUAAGGAUGUCUCGUGGAUACGCAAACGUGAUCUGCAUAUACUCACCGCCGGCAGCACCACCUACACCUCCGAUCAGCGCUUUCAGGUGUUGCGGCCCGAUAACUCGGCCAAUUGGACGCUGCAAAUCAAAUAUCCGCAGCCGCGCGACUCUGGCGUCUACGAGUGCCAAAUCAACACGGAACCCAAAAUGUCGCUCUCAUAUACAUUUAAUGUUGUGGAGCUCAAAGCGGAAAUCUACGGACCCAGCGAUCUGAUGGUGAAAACGGGCAGCGACAUUAAUUUAACCUGCAAAAUAAUGCAGGGACCGCACGAGUUGGGCAACAUAUUCUGGUACAAAGGCAGCGAAAUGCUCGAUGGCAAGAACGAGAACGAAAUCGACAGCUCCAUGGCACGCAUACUCGUCGAGGAUGAUUGGUCGGAUGGCCUGACUUCCAGACUAAAAAUCAAGCGCGCGAUGCCCGGCGACACCGGCAACUACACCUGUGUGCCCACCGUGGCAAAAACCUCCAGCGUCUAUGUGCACGUAAUUAUUGGCGAACACCCGGCGGCCAUGCAGCACAAUUCGAGCAGCAACAGCAACAGUUUCUAUUGCGGCAUUUGUUGCAUGCUGCUCAGCAUCGUGUCCUGCUGCCUGCAGCAUUGGUAUGUGAGUGCGGCGCCGGCUGAGACAAUGGCCGCACUAUUGUUGCUGCCACCAAGGCAAUUGUCAAGUGAAGCAGUUGCAACAAAAUCGACAGCCCGCCCCCGCAACAGCAGCAGCAGCCGCCCUCAAAGUGGGCUGACCCUGGUGCAGUGUGUGAGUUGAAGGAAUGGAGCUGGCUUCUACUCGGCGAGCGCUCGAGGUGCUGGUGAUCAUGGACAUGGAUGUUAAUUGAGUUAAUGAUGCGAUUUUAGUUAAAUUGAUGGGCAUUCGUAUCGUUAGGUAAAUGCACUUAGUGAAUAAACAACAAACAUCUUUAGCUCUAAGCGAUUUUGCGUAAGUUAAGCCAAGCAGAACAAACACGAAAUCAACAAGGUAAAUAAAAAGCAAACAAAAUUAUAUAUAUACAAAGCCAAAUAACAGUGCAUAUAUACACAUAUAAACUAUACAUAUAUAAAACUUAACUAUUAUUUAAGCAAAAUGUAGUUGGGCAAAUGCACAGUUGCGCACAAAAGCGUGCGGACAGCUUAAAAGAAUUAUUUUUCACUGUAAUUCCCAAAUGGUUCAAGCAAUAAACCAAACAUAGCUCUUGUGUGCAGCUGCGUGCAUUUGUCUCCCUCACACACAUUCACAAGCCAAUAGCAAAUCGUUCAAAAUAAUAAAGAAAAAAAAACAUUGUCAUUAUGAAAUAAGACUUACUAGGCUAUAAAUAUGCUUCAAUUCAAUUCAAUCCAAUUGUUCAGUCAAUCAGUCAAUCAAUCAUUAUUUUGCAAUACUCUCUCGCUCUCUCACAUCUCUCUCUGCAUUUCUCACCCGUUUUCUAGCCCCAUCGAGCGUCUGCAUACUUCUGUAGCUAACUGUAUUACAUUCAAUUUGUUUACAGCCAUUGUGUACUCUAUUGUAAUUAAUAAGCAUUAAACACAAACAUAAUAUUUGCUGUAAAUAAACGCCAUUUUAAUGUUUAAGGCUCUAUUACAAUUUACAUAAAGAUAUAUAGCUGGAUAUAUGUACAUAUAUAUUCAGAGUUAGUUUUUUGGGGUGUGUCGCGAUUCGACUUUCAUUUGAUGCGCACUUUUCAAUCACGGCUAGUGGUCUUUCUUUUUAAAAAAAGGAAGCAAAAGAAA
Messenger RNA from Drosophila montana, 2324 nucleotides. RefSeq names its product defective proboscis extension response 1 (gene dpr1). Lineage: Eukaryota; Metazoa; Arthropoda; Insecta; Diptera; Drosophilidae. The coding region runs from base 319 to 1365 and encodes 348 amino acids. Gene Ontology annotation, biological process: synapse organization. The transcript is spliced from 8 exons. Gene Ontology annotation, cellular component: neuron projection membrane. The record is from RefSeq and is a predicted model, not a curated record.